This is a messenger RNA of Dictyostelium discoideum AX4, 537 nucleotides long. RefSeq names its product HMG1/2 box-containing protein. Bases 1 to 537 code for a protein of 178 amino acids. The record is from RefSeq and is a predicted model, not a curated record. The transcript has a single exon. Lineage: Eukaryota; Evosea; Eumycetozoa; Dictyosteliales; Dictyosteliaceae. Gene Ontology annotation, molecular function: DNA binding. Gene Ontology annotation, cellular component: nucleus.
AUGAAUGCGAACAAUAGUAACAAUAAUAUUAAUAACAAUAAUCCAUUUAGUAAUAAUAUAAUACAACCGAUAUCACAAAUUGAGAACUUUCAAUUACCAACCUCAUUAACCAAUGCCUUUGAAGAAGAUACCGACAGUGACAUGGCAUUAGAUAGUGAUGAUGAUUUUGAUGACCUUGAAAAUUAUGACCUAAGUGAUGAUAAUGAUGAUAAUGAUUACAAUAAUAAUAAUAAUAAUAAUAAUAGUAAUAAUAAUGAAAUAAAUGAUGAAGAUUCUGAUAGCGAUCAAAAUAAUUAUAACAACAAUUCAAAUUCUAAAUCAAAAUUAAAAUUAUCAAAAUCAUCAACUGAACCAAAAGAAAAGAAACCACCAAAUGCUUUCAUUUUAUUUACAAUGGAUAAAAGAAAAGAAUUAAGAACAAAUAAUCCAGAAUUAACAAAUGCGAUGGUUUCGUCAUUACUUGGUAAAGAAUGGAAAGAGUUACAUCCAAGUGAAAAGAAGAAAUAUGUUGAAAAAGCAGCCACUUUUAAAAAAUGA